Pristis pectinata (smalltooth sawfish) is the source of this 3947-nucleotide messenger RNA. RefSeq names its product Smad nuclear interacting protein (gene snip1). The transcript has 4 exons. NCBI's taxonomy places the organism in Eukaryota, Metazoa, Chordata, Chondrichthyes, Rhinopristiformes, Pristidae. Gene Ontology annotation, cellular component: nucleus. Gene Ontology annotation, biological process: miRNA processing. The coding region runs from base 1 to 1530 and encodes 509 amino acids. The record is from RefSeq and is a predicted model, not a curated record. Gene Ontology annotation, molecular function: mRNA binding; protein binding.
AUGGAAACAAAACUUGGAAACGGCGCUGGUAAACGUCCGGUGCUCCCGCGACAGCGGUCCGGAGGGAAACCGCAGCCCGGCCGCAGCGGGGGGACGGACCAGGUGUCACUCCUGUGGCACCAGGGAUGGAGACAUGGAGACGGGUGUAGAUCAGGGAGGGCAUCAGUCUCCGCAGGCCGGGCCAGGCCUCUGGUGAGCGGCCUCUUAUUUCAGACCUUGACCUUCCAUCUGCACCGGAUACGUUGCAGUGUUGCUGGAGGAGAAGCCGCCGUCAGCCGCCCUGCCCGCAUCAGCCCCUGGCUGCAGGCCCGACCUUUCACCUCUGGCCGCUGCCCCGGAAGCGCUGCGCCCGCUCCGCCGGCGGCCGUUUCUCCGGGCGUCGGCCGGCAGAGGAGCCGCUCCAUGGAGGCGCCGGGCCGCCGCAGGGCCCCGCACAGCCCCGGUCCCGGCCGCCGCAGGGCCCCGCACAGCCCCGGACCCCGCACGGUGCGGGUCAAAACCGAGGGCGCGGCCUUCAAGCGGCGCCGCUCGAGUUCCGGCUCGUCCGGCGGCAGCCUGUCUCCGCCCGGGCACCGGAGGGGCCGCUCGCCGGGCCGCAGGGAGCCGGGCCCCGGGCCGCAGCAGCAGCAGCAGCACCCGCGGCCCGACGCCAAGUGCAGGCGGGAACGACACGACCAUCCGCGACAGGAGCACAAUGAAAGACGUCACAGAGACCACUCCGAAGGGAAUGAGCACCGGCGCAAGAAGGACAGUGACAGAGAGCGACGCAGAGAGUGGUCAGACCGUGGGCGAGCCCACAGCAAAAAGAACGGCGGGCCUCGCACGGAAUCCAGCGCGAGUAGCCGAGACAGGGAGGUUCAGCAGCUGAGUGAGCAGCAGGCCGAGCGCAGGUUGCACGACGAAAGGCGGCGCCAGAAUCGUAAUCGGUUCAAAACACUUGGUGCUGAGAAUCCUGAAUCUGAACCGAACAGUAGCCAGGCUAGUACCGGCACUGCUGCACAGGUUAAAGAGGAGCCGAAUUUUGAGUUAUCUGGUGCCCUUGUGGAAGAUACAAACACCUUUCGUGGAGUGGUGAUAAAAUACAAUGAACCACCAGAGUCCCGGAUCCCAAGGAAACGAUGGCGACUCUAUCCAUUCAAGAAUGAUGAGCCCCUCCCGGUCAUGCACAUUCAUCGUCAGAGUGCCUAUCUUUUGGGUCGGCAACGAAGAAUAGUGGACAUCCCAAUUGAUCAUCCCUCCUGUUCCAAGCAACAUGCGGUGCUACAGUACAGACUUGUGGAGUUCACACGUAGUGAUGGUACACCUGGCAGGAGGGUGAGGCCAUACAUCAUCGACCUGAGCUCUGCCAAUGGCACCUACCUUAACAAUCAACGUAUCGAAGUCCAACGAUACUAUGAACUCCGAGAAAAGGAUGUGCUGAAAUUCGGUUUCAGUAGCAGGGAAUACGUCAUUUUGCACGAAUUCUCAGAUACUGCUGAGGUGGAUGCAAAACAAGAACAGAAUGAUGAGGAUGAAGAAAUUGAAAGUUAAUGUAAAAAAACACCUCCUCACUGUGCAUUUUGAAAUUGGCACUGUGGUUUCACUUCCCCUUGCAGUUAAAUAGUUAUACUAUAAUUGGAAGGACCAAUGGACAAUUGACCAAUUUAGUUUUUCUGUCCAAGCCAAGCCAACGGAAAGCGCAUAUUGACUCUCAAAUUAAAGUUCCAGAUCAACUCGAGUUCGAAAUGCAGUCUUGCUAACAGAACUGAACAUGUAAUCUCUUCAGACCAAAUGUUGAAGGUUCUAUUUUGCAGUCGAUUUUCAUGUGUUGUAAUCUGGUGCAAUGACUUCAGUAUGGUGUUCAGGAAGCUCACUAAAUGGUAGCAAGAACAUAUGAAAUUGCUGCGUAAAUGUUACCAAGCAGCUACUAAAGGGCAGUGUUGUUAACUAUGUAGGAAUAUAUGAUUGUUUUCAUUGUUAUUUUGUUUUAUUAGUUUCAAGUUAUUUGAUGGAGAGCAAUGAACUCCAUAAACAAGUUUACUAAUGGACUCCUUGGUCUGAGGAUGUCAGAAAACAAGACUUAUGGCUGCUUGGGCUUCUUUUAUACACCUGUUUUGCAAGCUCUAAGAUGUUGAGUUGCUAGUCUGAAGCCUUUUAUUUCUUUUUCUAACCGAAAAUUGUGCUCAAAUCAAUGUUCUUUCUAAUUUAAAACCUUUGUUUUGUACAUUUCAGGUCCCUCUGGCAUUUGGAUAAUGUAUUAAUGGUUAAAAAAAAGGCAAUAACUUUUCUUUUUGUCUAAAAAAUAAUGUCUUUAAUCCUGUUAAAAUGCAGGGCGUUAUAUUUUCUCACAAUUCAGGUUUAUUUCGCUAAUUUUGUUUCCUUCUUGUUGCUAUUUUGGUUAAAAAGGGGGAAAUUAGGGAUUUUAUUCCUGGUGAUCUAUGACACCCAGUUACUUAAAAGUUACAUGCAAAGCAGGAGACUUUUGGUUAAAGGUUUAUUUUUGUUCUCUCCAGUGAGUUGUUGUUUAGAGUGACACUGAGGAGCAAGAAACAACAGGAACCUCAGCAAACCACUACACAGUAAACCUUGGAAAUAUAACCCUCUGCCUCAUGGUAUUGAUCCAUCACGUUUGAUUUGGACACAGUCACAAAUGCAGCUGUACCUCUGCACAGUGAAAAUGACAUGCUAAUGGCAUCAGCUGAUGGAGACAUUGUAACGAACAUCCUUAAAUAUUAAUUCUAAAUAAUACUUGCAUUAUAGAUGCACUUUCUCCUGAAAGAGAUCCAUCUUUUCCCGUAUAUAAUCAGCUAAAUUCCUCGAUAUCCAGAAAUUCAACUGAUUGCGAUUGAAAAGUGGAUCAAAAUCUUGAAUUUAAAUCCCUGUACUGUUUGUCAGCAAUUGAAUAUCAUCAAUUUCACCCACCUUCUGAGCUUGGAGUCUUUCAACUGCGAGUAUGGUCUGAUUCUGGUCUGUAAUAUGUAAAAGCCUUGGAUUAGAGAAAGAAUUAGUAGGAAUACUUGUAUCAUUCAACACAUCUAUAUUAUGUUUCCAACAAUUAUUUCUGACAUCUUGUAGUAGGAGACAGGUAUUCCACCAACAUUCAUUUUAAUUUUUUUGUAGCUCUUGUGAAAGGCCAUGGACCUGGAAUGUUAACCCUAUGCUUCUCUCUCCGCAGACGCUGUCUGAUUUAAUGAGUGUUUACUGGCAUUUUCUGUUUUUAAAUAACUUUCACUACGUUGAUGAGACUGUCCAGUUAAGAUGCCUGGAUGUCUUGGACACGUAACUGCAUCUAAUGCCUCUGCCAUAACUGCUUGGAGAGAAGAUAUUCAUUUUUAAAUGACAGAGUGGUGGGGGCAGGGUGCAAUUGGAAUCAGUUAGCUUUAUUGAUUUUUAUUUCUCGUUGACCUAUUGCAUUGAUUUUGUUUGAGGAGUAAGUUUUUUAUUUCUCAUGACAAGAAAGAGUUUGAUGUUGAGGGCUUGCUUGGAAGGGGCAGGGGAGCUAAAUCUGGCAUCUAAAUCGCGUGUUUCUUCAAAAAAAAGGAAGGCAGGUAAUGAAAAGUUACUGCUUUUAUGUCUGUACAAUUACACCGAUCUGUGUAGGCCUUGAAAACAACCAUUCAGGAAAAAACUCUUUUUCUUUACUUAAAUUCUUUGUUAAUAAAUACGUCUGCUGAAACGUUCAUGGAUUUUCAUACCAAAGGGCUCAACUUUACCCCCGUCCCCAGUGCAGUUGUAUAGUCAGUCAGAUUGUUGCUAAGCAACAGGAGGUGAUGAUGAACAGCGGCACAAGCCUACCUUUUGCCGCAUUUGUUAUUAAAUGGAAAGCUGUUGUAAAAUACUGCUCAAAAUUAUAUUUUGUUGUAUAAAGAAAACUGGUGUUCUGUAGAUUGUAAUAUUGACUUUGUUACAAUCACCCCUAUGUUUUUGGCAGUCUGUAUCAUUUUUAGUAAAGUAGAUUUCAAACAAUA